Molecule: messenger RNA, 2014 nt
Organism: Saitoella complicata NRRL Y-17804
Lineage: Eukaryota; Fungi; Ascomycota; Saitoellomycetes; Saitoellales; Saitoellaceae
Exons: 2
Coding region: 21-1877 (618 amino acids)
Biological process (GO): regulation of transcription by RNA polymerase II
Molecular function (GO): RNA polymerase II cis-regulatory region sequence-specific DNA binding; DNA-binding transcription factor activity
Source: RefSeq, a predicted model, not a curated record
CGACGACCACUACAACCACCAUGAACACAGCUCCACCACAGGGGGAUUUCGUCCUGUUCGGCGACGAAGACGCUCCGUACAGGGACUUUCCCGUUAUCGUCGAUCCUCCUCCAUCAUCGCAGCCUGUCCCAGAGGCCCAAGGGUUCUCUGCUUUCGAUCCGAAGGACUGGGUGUACAGUUACCCUACGCCAGUACAAAGCGACUAUACGUUCGCGCCUAUACCUCAUUCGAAUCCAGCACAAUUCCAGAACUUGCAGCCGAGUGACAGUAAUGACGGCGGACACAGGAGGGCGGUCUCGGCGGAUGGAUACCUGAAUGUUAACACUAACACUAUGCCCAUGCACAACAGCAUGGGCGACUACCGCAACCCGAUCACGCCUAUUCCUUCGCCUUCAGUAAGUUCGAGAUAUGUCACGCCGGAGCCGGAUGGUGGGAGUGAUCAUGAUGAUCCACCACCCUUCAUCCCAAAGUUCCCGAAGCUCGACAGAACGCUUACAGAUAUCGUCGAGGAUGAGCUCUAUCAGCAUAUUCCCAAGCAUAGGGAGCCUUCACUGCAGGAGUAUGAUGACAACUACCAGCAGAAUGAGGACAUCCAGCGUCUGAUCAAUGCCUUCCCUGAGCUUAAUCAGCCAUCCGAUGAUGGAUCUCCAUCGAGCAUGGGAUCGGCCAGUGUCGGUUCGUACACUUCUGCCAUGGCACCUCCACCUCUUGACGAUCAAUCAUGGUACCCGCCGGUGGUUCACAUGGGCUUCCCCACUCAAGGAAGGCAGAUGGAGCAGAGACAGCAAAGCAAUGCUAUGGUUGAAUCCGUCAGAAGGUUACGAGAUGAAGAGGGACCUGCGCUACCGCAGCAAACCGUGUCCCCGAAAGAGGCAUUUUUGGAUUUCCCCGAACUUGAGCAGCCGCCUCCGCGAGGAUUGUUCUCGCCACCUAGUCUUAGUGCAGAGAGUACCAUCGACUCGCAGCUGUCACAAAGGAGUGCGGAUACCAUCAACGGCAACAGUUAUGGAAGUGACAGUCAGGAAUCGACAGUUCCCAACUUUGUCCCGCAUAAUGCUAUGCCACCUCCACUUCAGGUUCUAGAGCAUCGUCAGAACUUGGUUCCGCAGUUGAUGUCAGGUUCCUCGGAUUUAUCGUCCUCGUCGUCUGGACGACAAUUCUCGCAGGACAGUGAUAACGAGUAUCUGCCUCAACCAGCCCGGAACCAGGCUCAAUACAGUCGACCCGGUACGGGGUACUCGACUCAGUCGGUUGCCAGCACGGAUAGUUUCAAACCUGAUGCUCCUCGCAACUCGUACGCUUGCGUUGAUUGUGGCAGAAGAUUCGACAAUACUCAGGCUUUGUCGGCGCACAAGCGUACGCACAACGGAGAUGCCAUAAGCAGACAUCCGUUCCCUCAAGCUUUGCAGGGUACCGCUUCGGCUCCUAACACAGCUCCACCCUCGCCUCGCAGUGCCAAUGCUCAUCUAUUCCAUCAACAGCCAGCGCACCUGCAAUCCCGCCCAAUGACCCACUCUGCAAGCCACACGGGAAGUACCCCCUCAAAACCAAAUUCCCGCUCUCAUGGUCCCCACCGCUGCGACUGGAACAACCCCAACACCGGCCUCCCCUGCAAUAAAGUCUUCUCCCGUCCCUACGAUCUCAUUCGUCAUCAGGAGACGAUUCACGCGCAGAAGAAGCCAGAGUACAAGUGUGAGAUCUGCGGUGACGACAAGGUAUUUGCACGAGCGGAUGCAUUAGUAAGGCAUAGGAGGGUCAAGCAUGGUUUGGGUAAGCCGCCGAGAGGACAAGCGCAGGCUCAGGCGAUGGCCGCGAGUCAGAGUGCUGAAGAGGCGCUCUCGGCUGAGCAGUUUACGAGUAUGGCUCCGCCGGUCUGACUGUACGGUCGAGUAUGAAUGCCGAGGAAUGAGAUUACGGAUGGGAAGGAGUGUACGAUAUAUUUGGAAAGACGUGAAAAGUGCGUCUGGGGUUAGAAGAUAGAAUGGCGGCAGUGACUGUAAUGGGCGUUCUAGCU